GCGAAUCUCUCAAAACAACCGUGUAACCUGACGGAGUAAAGUCUUUUCUACCCAUCUUCCUACGGGAACUCCAUUUAACCACCCCAAUAAACAAAAAAAAAAAUUCUUCUCCAUUCUAAACAUAACAACCGUCUUAACAGAUCAACAAAAUGCAAAGAAAUCUUCUUAAAACUGUCGUUGAAAUGUCAAGCAGUUGGUGGAGUCGUUCAUACAAAAUGGAAGACAACUUAUGUUCUCAUAUCUGGGCAAAGGAGUAUUGUAUCCUUUAAAAGAUUGAGACAUUAUAUUUGGGUAGAAGUUCCAAACCUAGACGGAAAAAAAUGUUCAUUCUCCCGGCCGGGUCGUGAAUUCUCGAUAAAAAAUGUUGCAUUCCGUCGGUAACGAAAACUUCUUCGCUCGCGUCGGUAAUAGUUCUGCAACAUUUCAAUAAACAAAUCGAACAAACCUUUUUCGAAUAUAAGAACUUCGAAUGAUUAACGCCUCAAUUAAGUGCGCGUGGUGUAUUAUGCUCUUGAAAUUAUUUGAAUUUAACAAGAAAAAACCUACAAAAAAUAUCUUAAAUUCCAAUAUAAUUUGAGUUUAAUAAUUUUCAAAGUGUUGUGCUGUGGAAAAAGUACAGAAAUGUGAAGAAAAACGUGGAAGUCUGCUGCCAUUAAAACGAUACUCGAUUCGGUAAUCAACUUCGAUAUUUCACACACCAUAAAAAAAAAAAAUACUACCUUACCCCCGCGUAGUGUAACCGAGUGAGAUGGCUGUAUACAGCCAAAUAAAAGAGUAAACAGUACAGCUAUACUAAACGCUAAAAAAAAUCAGCCCAGCAGCCAUGUUCCCCAAAAGAGUUCUAUGUACAGCGGCCACUAGCCACUACGAAAAAAUCCUACUAUCUUGUCGGCCGCCAUUGUUUUGUGCGUGAAUAUUGAAAAACGGAGCAUUUUUUGUCGAUUCUCUGUUCGAGGCGGAGAUAAUUUUUUCAAAUUUUCAACCAAUUCGAAAGCAUUUAUCGACUAGAAUAUGCAUAGUAAAUUGCUAAAUGUGAUUCCACAACCAAAUAGUGAAAUUAUUUACCUGAAAAUUUCAAAUUAAAAUCCAAAAAAAAUAUUCAAAAAAAAGAAUAAAAUUGUAACGAAAACAAGAGCAACACUACUCGCAGCGGAGUAGUGUCUAGCAAAUUAGAAUUUACAAAAAUAGCAUUUCCGUUUGGGCCAAGUGAAAUUAUAUAAAAUAUAAACCGAAAAGGAAAUCAAUUGAAAACUCCAUCUCAAAGAAAGUUGGUUAAUUAAUUGUGAAAUAAAAUUCUUCAACGAAAUUUUAAUUUUUUUUUCUUGCGCGAUGUGAAGAAAAAGUAUGUAAUGAAUUUUUUUUUAUUAUUGGAAAAUUGUGUGAAAGAAAAAAAAUAUAACCCGAGAGAAAAUUCAGAGCAAAAAUUAGUAGAAGAAGGAAGAAGAAGAAUAAGUGUAAGAGAAGUAGCAAGAAGAAUUUGAUGAAACAAGAAAAAGAGUGUCGCGCUAGUGCAGCAAAACAGUAGCAAGCAGUAGCAACGAGUGGAGUAGACAUUUAUUUGUAUUGCGGUUUGAUUAAAACAUUUGGUGGAUAAAUUAACCCCGUUACGAUUGGAUUACAAUUUUGGAUAAUUAAACGUAAUUUCAAGUAAAUUUUCAAACUGGUUGCAUAGUUUGAGAUUAUCAGCAUUUAACCAAGCGGUGCGAUAUAAAUUCGCCUCUAAAGUAAAUGAAUGGGCUUACGGACCACAAACAGAACUCCAUUACUAUCAAUUACUCAGGAUAAUCUCUGCAGUGAUAGUGAAUUACCAUCAACUUCGUUAUCAGCAAGCGAACUUUUGAAAUCAACAAUAUUUCUGCAUCCCGAUGCAGCAAUUUCGGGCAAAAUGGCACCAGCUCUCACUGAGCCGUUAAGCCCGACCAAUAAAUUAUCUUCAUCGGCGGCAUCGGCAUCUCCAAGACCAACUGCUGCAGGCAGUCCUCUUCAAACAAAUACCAAUAGCAACAACAACAACCCAAACAACAACACCAACAACAAUAAUAACAAUACCCAAACAAAUAAUAACAAUGAAAGCGUUGAAUCUGUAGAUGAGAAUUCGAGUAUACAAACGAAUUCAAAUCAUAACAUUAGUGGCAGUGACAAGGACAAAAUUGUGGAAGGUAAAUCAGUGCCAGUAAUACCAGCAGUAACACCAGCAGCAGUUCAAGUUGCUGCACAACCUACAAUCGCUCAGGCUAAAGGAGCUUUUCAGCUGGCAUUCGAACAGAGUGUUGGCGUUCGAAAAACACCUACACCUACAGUGGUGAAUGGUGGAGACGCUUUGUCUGCUAAUUCUUCUCAAAUGGGCCCCAUGUGUGACUCAAAGUCAUCGCAACCGCCGUCAUUAGGAGCUAAUUCUUCACCUUUGAUCAAAUCAAAGAUAACCCAUAUAGACGCUGAGACAGCUGCGAAAAUAAUAACUUCACAAUUCGAAGAUUUUCCGAGUGACAUUGAAGAGGCAAUAACUGCAGAAAUUUGUCUAAGACAAAAAUUAAAGUCCAGUGAAGAACAAGAACAACAAGUAACAAAACCAGAAACCGCUCCACAAAGCGAUUUACAAUUGGGUGAGAAUUUAUUGGAUGAAUCUAAAAAGCCAAUGGAUGAAGCAAUCAUCAAAACAUGUGAUGGAACCCAACAAAAGCCAACUGAAGAGACCCCAAAGCAGCAGAUUGCUGUCGAAACAAAAGAAUCGAAUUCUAUAAAUCUUGAAGCGAAGAGUGAUGGGGCUGUCAAACCUCAAAAAAUAAAUAUAAUCUCGGUGCAGGAGCUGCCACCUAUUAAAACAGACUCGACGGUAACAGCCUCAGAAGAUGAUAAUAUUGAAGAACGCUUAAAACAGUUGGACAGUACAGAUGAUUGUCCGAUGCCCAUCAGCCAAGAAAGUGGUGACUUAACAGCUACACCCCCACGCAAUUCUUGCGCACAAGCUAUGACGUCACAGCUAACGCCGACAAAUAGCGCUAACCUCCCGGCCACACCUUCUUUGUCCUCGUUAACACCUUUGAGCACAACAUCAACCUUGUGCGGCAGUAGUGGCAAUACAAAAGAAUUCAAGGACAAUAACAGUGAAAUGGAUCAUGAUAUCGAUGAUGAUUUGCUGCAGGUGUUGAAAGGUUUCGAUCCCAAUGCUGCUGGUACGGACAUCUGCGAUUUGGCUGGAUUUCUCAGUGAGUAUGGAAUGAACUAUGAAGAUGUUAAUCCACCAACAGCCAAGGAGAAUCCAAUCAAAGAAGUUCAGAUGGAAAUUGAAAAGAAUCAACAAACAAUGCAGCGAAAAAUUGACUUUCUAUCGAGGCGUUUGCGAAAAUUGCAAGCACGUUAUAUGAGCAAACAAGCCAGUGAAGAAGUGGCUGGUUUGUUCGAGUGGUCAGCAAGAACCACAAAACGUAAAAAUAGUAAUGCUGAUCACCAGCAAUUGACGUAUGCUGAAGAAAGGUAUCAUCCGGUUACAGCGACAACGAUGCGGAGUGUUCUCAAGAAAAUUGAGAAUGCAGCAAGUAGUGCCCAGCAAGUGUCGCCAGGGAAAAAAUUACAACAAGCCAAUGUUAGUAAAACGGUUGAACCUUCUGUGCCAGUUGCAAUGGAUGUUGUAGUUCCAACGUUCGAUGAAAAGGUAACGGAGGAGAUUGCUCAUGUGUCGGGACGUUUGCAGGCUGAAAUGCGUGAAGUACAGAGUGCGAUAGACUCGGAUGCUACCGCAUCUAGUUCUGGUGGAGAAUCGGCAGAUGAAAUGGUACCCUACAACAAUAUCUCACAGGAAACAAUGCCAAUAGCAAAACGUGCGGCAUGGCGUUAUUCACGCGAUCGUGCAGCAAUAGCAUCUCGAUGGUCAUGGCUGAUGUCUCAGAUAUCCGAUUUGGAGUUCAAAAUUCGACAGCACACUGAGCUUCAUCAGCAACUGCGUCAACGCAAGGGCAAGGUUGUAAUGCUAGAGGCAUCAGAAGCUGGUAAUCUUGCAACAGGGACUGGCGCCGGUCCGAAUGGCUAUCGUGGUGCGUUGCCAGGCGCAACGACGUCUAAGACAUCUGGCGGAUUUACCACAGGCGAUGAAAACGAGCUUGAAGGAGUUGCCGAUGAACCAUCCCAAGGCGCUUGUCGAACACGAGCCUUCCAAAGUAAUUUGUAUCGGAAAAGGAAGCUCUUCCAAACGGCAAAUGUACAUACGAUAUCAAAAAGAGCCGCCAGGCCAAGCACAAUAAAAUGUGGUUGUCAGUGGCCACUGCAUCCGUGCGCUUUAUGCACUGGACGCUCUGACCCUACAGCACCACGAGACCUCCCAGAUACCAUGAUGAAGUCUCAAAGAAUUGCGUUACUCGAUCCUGGCUUCCAUCCAGUUCUCAGCUUUUCCGAAGAUAUAUCAAAUUCGAUUUUCUUUGAGAAAAUAGCUCGGGAACCAGAAUGGCAAAAUCGUGUUGCACGUAGCACUGCAAAAACUGUUAUCAAAGGUGCCCUCGCCGCCCAACGAGCUGCCGAAAAGGAGGAACAACGCGGGGUUCAUGCCACAAGUGGACGAAUAACACCAAGUACGCCACAUAAUGCGAAUACAUCGUCAUCGUCAAGCUAUGGCGGAACAACUGGCAAAAGAAAGUACACAAAACGAAACCAUCAGGAUGUCGGCGCAAGUCAUUCGACAACGCCACUUGUGGCCAACAAGGUGGGAAAAAAGUCAAAGAAACAUUAUCGACAACGGAAUCGAUCACCGGAUUACGUUGCGUAUCCACGAAAACCAACAAGCAACAACAACAGCCACAACACCAACAACCAUCAGACGCUUUUAUCUCACCAGUCUCUUCACCGAAAUGCCGAGCAAUCCAAUCAUCACCCAGCACCUUCAUCAUUGAAUUACCAAAACUCAAAAAAUAAUAAAAUACGAAAACUAUCGUCAGCAUCUCAAGCAGCAACAACAACAACAACACAAGCAACACUUAAUCAAAGCGGAAGCCAUUUAUCCAGUAAUAACAUUCUAAACUCAAGCUACCAGCAACACCUUAAUAAUCAGCAUCAUAGUUAUAACAACGAAUUGAACUUCCUGCAUUGUGACAGUCUUGACGGAGACUCGUCUACGAAUGGUCUAAUGAUGGGCCCAGCAGGACGUAGUAGGACGUCGUCACCAACACACGCCAGUAGUCAUCAUAAGUAUGAAAGAUCUCUUGAAAGAAGGAGUCGUACUUCGUAUGACAUCGACAAUAUUGUCAUUCCAUAUAGUGUGGCAGCGGCGACACGUGUUGAAUUGCUACCCUACAAAGAAAUUCCAACGCCAAAAUGGCGAAUAUUAGACUAUGAUGCUGAAGAAAAAGAAGAAGUUAGUAAAAAUACAACCAAUUCAGAAGGAGAAAAGAAAUCUGAAAGAACUGAGCCAACAACUGGCCUAACAACCAGUCUAGAUAAGGAGAGAACUUCCAAAGCAUCGGAAGAGGUUAACAAAGAAAAAACAAAUAUAUCUGCUGGAAGUUAUUUGGAUGAUGACGAAGAAGGUGACGAAGAUAUAUCUGAUGAAGCGAUGAUAUUGCGUCAUGAGCGUGCCCUCACCGAAGAGCGUCGAAAAUUCCAAACAUUCUUGAAAUUCCCAUACAGUACGAGGUCAAGGGCUAAUCGUCGCAUUGAUAGUCGAGCUGAAUCGAGUGGGGCUAAUACACCCGAUCCAACAUCGCCAGCUCCAAAUACACCAAGUGUAGGAGGAGAUCAAGAGUCGAUUCCAUCACCGUUUGCCCCUUCAACACCAUUGACUCCCCUUGAAAGUAUUGCUGAAACCGGAGAAACUUCUAGUAAUCCAUCGGCCUUAGAUAAUACUCCUUCGAUUAUGAGUCUUUUAAAUUCCAUAAGUAAGAAACAAGAACGUCGCCGAACGGUAUCAACUAAAAAGGAAAAAGAUGAACAUCGUAGGAGCUCUACUCCAGAUCUGAGAGAUCUGAUUCCGCCCUACGAGCCAAUCAAAUUUCCUAUUCCAAAUGAUCUCUUCGAAUCAAUGUUAAAAAUGAUGCCUGAUGAGUAUCCUCCACCACAAGAAGACUGCCCUCAAUCAAUAAAGAAACCAUCUGCCACCACAGUAACAACCACAACAACGACAACAAAUGGUUUUGGUGAUACAAAUAAUUCCUCCGCCUCCCAGCUACCACCACCGGGUGUUGCUCAAAAAAAUGUCUGUGAUCAAAAACUAAAUAAUAACAAAAAUAUUUCCUUAACACUUAACAACCAAAAAAGCAUUGAGCACAUUACCGGCGAAGAUGAUAAUGAUGAAGAAGAUGAUGAUAAUGAAGAAGAAGAAGAUGAAGGAGAACACCAUCAGCAGUUGCACAAUUAUUAUUCAGGGGCAGUUAAUGGUGAUGAUAGUAUUAAAGAUCAUAAAAUGAGAGCUCCUCCACCACCACCUCCACCACCAGGAUUUGAAUUCCAACCCUCAUUUAUUUGUCGAAACAAUUUACUUGGUUGCAGUGAUACGGAAUCUUUGGAAUCUGAAAAUGAUGGCGACGAUGAUCCGAACGAUCCCGAAUGGAAGGAAGAAGAAAAACACAAAUGAAGGAUUGAUGAGAUUAUCCACCACCACAGCAUGAUGGAUUAGGAUUUUAUCUUUUUCUAAGUUUGUUAAUUUUUACUUUCAUUGAAUAAGUAAGACUAUAGACAUGUUGUCUGUCUGUGUGAUGGGUGUAGUGUGUGGUGUGUGAGUGUUACGUGGGUUCAAGAUUUUCAUUUUUUUUUUUUUAAAUAUAAACUUGUGACUUGAUUUCUUUCCAAACUUAAAUUCCACAAAUUUUAUUACUUCUCUCUUUGAUUUAUGUUUUAUUUUGAAUUUUUCAAAUUUAUUAUUCUCUUAAUAUUUUAAUAACUCGCUUAAUAUCGAUGAAAAAAUAUAAUUAAAUAAAAUGUAAAAAAAAUAUUUAAACAAAAAUAUGUACAUUUUUGUUUUUCAAAAAAAAAAAAAAACAGAACAGAAGAA
Episyrphus balteatus (marmalade hoverfly) is the source of this 6973-nucleotide messenger RNA. RefSeq lists its product as uncharacterized. NCBI's taxonomy places the organism in Eukaryota, Metazoa, Arthropoda, Insecta, Diptera, Syrphidae. The transcript is spliced from 14 exons. Bases 1733 to 6556 code for a protein of 1607 amino acids. Gene Ontology annotation, cellular component: NSL complex. Gene Ontology annotation, molecular function: histone acetyltransferase binding. The record is from RefSeq and is a predicted model, not a curated record.